Molecule: messenger RNA, 5151 nt
Organism: Phacochoerus africanus (Common warthog)
Lineage: Eukaryota; Metazoa; Chordata; Mammalia; Artiodactyla; Suidae
Gene: RTN3
Product: reticulon 3
Exons: 8
Coding region: 204-2972 (922 amino acids)
Biological process (GO): neuron differentiation; endoplasmic reticulum tubular network formation; brain development
Cellular component (GO): neuron projection; postsynaptic density
Source: RefSeq, a predicted model, not a curated record
GGUCCUUUGUGCGCCUGCGCGCUCGCGCUCCCGCCCUCUCGCGGCGCUGGGCUUAGUCAGUCAGUCUGUCGGAGUCUGUCCUCGGAGCAGGAGGGGCGAAGCGACUUCGGAGAGCUAGCCGCCGGACUCGAUUAUUCUCUUUCCCCUCCUCUCUCCCGUCCCACAGCUCUCUUCACCCCUCUCCCUCCCUUGCUCGCGCAGCCAUGGCGGAGCUGUCGGCGGCCACUCAGUCCCCGUCCGUCUCGUCGUCCUCCGGGGCCGAGUCCUCUGCGCCCGGUGGCGGCGGUGGGAGCCCGGGAGCCUGCCCCGCCCUGGGGGCGAAGAGCUGCGGCUCCUCCUGUGCGGCCAGUUUCCCAGCUCGUCCUGCUUUUCUCUCAAAGGAAGUUGGUCAAAAGGAACAGCAAAUAAAUAAAGAUGAGUCCAAGAGCCCAAAUGAGGUACCAAGUUGCAAUGAUAAAACUUCCUUGGAUGCUGAUGACAAGUUCACUUUGCCAACAUCCCAGAAACUACCCAUGGAACAGUCUGAAGCAGAAGGCAUUUGUACAUAUUCUUUAUCCCCCUCUGAAGUUUCAGGGGGUGGUAUUAUUGAAAAGGAUUCCCCCGAAUCACCAUUUGAAGUAAUUAUUGACAAAGCAGCAUUUGACAAAGAAUUUAAAGACACAUAUAAGGAAAGUGCAAAUGACUUUGGUAGUUGGGCAGUGCAUACUGAUAGAGAAUCACAUGCAGACAUUUCAGAGUCUAAGGACAAAGUAUUUCCACUGAGAAAUAAAGAAGCGGGGCAUUACCCAGCCUCUGGGUUGCUCACUAGACAGUUUUCACACACAACUGCAGCAUUGGAGGAGGUGUCUAGAUGUGUGAAUGAUAUGCAUAACUUUACUAAUGAAAUACUGACUUGGGAUUUGGUUUCCCAAGUGAAACAGCAGAGUGCUAAGUCUGACUACAUCACAAAAACUACAGGACUAGACACGAGUGAAUAUAAUUCAGAAAUUCCGGUUGCAAAUCUUAAAACCAACACUCAUCAGAAAAUUCCUGUAUGUUCUAUUGAUGGGAGCACUGCUGUCCCUAAACCAACAGGCGAUUGGGCAGAAAUGUCUCUCCCACAGGAAAAUGCUAUGCCAGACUCUGUUUCCAUGCAGGAAAUCAAUACCAAAGGUGUGCAAGGCAGUGUACAGAAAAGAGAUGACACAGUUGCAGAUUUACCUGGAUCUCCAUUUGAGAAACGUGUCUCUCUGGGUUCUGGAGUGGCCACAGUGAAAGUGGUUUUACCUGAUGGCCACUUGAAAAAUGAAAUGAAUUGGCAGACCUCUGUGUUGGGGGAAAUGACAGAGGCUGAUAGUUCUGGUGAGUCUGAUGACACAGUAAUAGAGGACAUCACAGCUGAUACUUCAUUUGAAAGCAACAAAAUUCAGACUGAAAAACCUGUUCCCAUUCCAAGUGCUGUUGUAAAAACAGAUGAAAGAGAAGUCAAAGAGACUCUUAAUUGUAAUAGGGAAGACAAAACAUCUGGAAACUUUGAAGGGUCAGUCAGUGACUCUGAGCCACAAGUUCAGCCUGAUAUUCUUCAAAGGAGACCUGCCAGUGAGGCACCAUGUUCACAAGUACCUGAUAGGAAUUUUAUCUCAGAAGAGGUGAAGCAGUCUCAUCUUAUGAGUGUAGUUGCUCCUGCAACGCCUGUUGCAGCUGAGAACCCAAAACUUCCUUCAGCAGCAUCUCCAAAUGUUUUUAACGAUAAGACAGAAUUCUCACUAAAUGUGAUAGCCUCUGCCUCUUUGGAGUCAUUGCAUGAAAAAAGUGUUAAAGAUAUAGAUGAUUCUUCCCCAGAGGACCUGAUAGCAGCCUUUUCAGAAACCAGAGAGAAAGGAAUACUAGGUAAAGGUGAAGGAAGUACCUUUGAAGCAGUAUCAGAGAAAACUGAGGACUUAGAAACAACUCAUUCUGCAGAUGUUUUGCAUGAAAGUGAGUCAGGUGGUUCUGAAAUUAAAAACGUAAAAAGCAAAUACAGUGAACAAAGCAAAGAAACAGAUAGGAGUGAACUUCUUGAUAUUCUCUCUACCCAGCUUACUCCAGCAGCCUCUCUGGACUUAGAACAGGAACAGCUCACAAUCAGAGCCCUUAAAGAAUUGAGUGAAAGGAAGAUUGAGAAGUUCACUUCUGCACAGGAUAAAGUAGACUCUCCUGAAGAAAUACUCAAGCCGACUUUAACAUUUGCUUCAGAAUCAUCUUGGCCACAGAGAUCAUGUGAUAUCCUACAACAUAAAGAUGUCAAGACUGGAUCUGAUCUUGAAAUUUCCAAGAAGCCCACUCUUAACAAAGAAACUGCUAGUGUAGAUAUUACUUCCAGCCUUAGCAAGACCGAACUGGUAAACAAGCAUGUCUUAGCAAGACAUCUGACAGACUUCUCAGUGCACGACUUGAUUUUCUGGCGAGAUGUGAAGAAGACUGGGUUUGUCUUUGGCACCACACUGAUCAUGCUGCUUUCCCUGGCAGCUUUCAGUGUCAUCAGUGUGGUUUCUUACCUCAUCCUUGCUCUUCUGUCUGUCACCAUCAGCUUCAGAGUCUACAAGUCUGUCAUCCAAGCUGUACAGAAGUCAGAAGAAGGCCAUCCAUUCAAAGCCUACCUGGAUGUAGACAUCACUCUGUCCUCAGAAGCUUUCCAUAAUUAUGUGAAUGCUGCCAUGGUGCACAUCAACAAGGCCCUGAAACUCAUCAUUCGUCUCUUCCUGGUGGAAGAUCUAGUUGACUCCUUGAAGCUGGCUGUCUUCAUGUGGCUGAUGACCUAUGUUGGUGCCGUUUUCAAUGGGAUCACCCUUCUGAUUCUUGCCGAACUGCUCAUUUUCAGUGUUCCAGUCGUCUAUGAGAAGUACAAGACCCAGAUUGAUCACUAUGUUGGCAUUGCUCGGGAUCAGACCAAGUCCAUUGUUGAAAAGAUCCAAGCAAAAGUCCCUGGAAUCGCAAAGAAAAAGGCAGAAUAAGUACAUGGACACCGGAGAUGCAACAGUUACUAAAACACCAUUUAAUAGUUAUAAUGUUGUUACUUGUACUAUGAAGGAACGUGCUCAGUGUCAGCUUGAGCCUGCAUUCCAAGCUUUUUUUUUUUUAAUUUGGUGUUUUCUCCCCACCUUUCCCUUUAUCCUCAGUAUCAAGCACAAGAAUGAUUGGACUAAAAAAAGAACUGAUACCUUAGAACCCGAAAGAAUAAAGGAUCAAAUUAAUAGGAUAAAUCAGUACCUUAAGGGUGGUGGAGCUUUUACCUAUAGCUUGAAAGGAGGGGAAAGAUUGGAAGUAGGAGAAAAUGAAAAAUGAACACAUCUCUUGGAUUCUUCUAUCCAAGUUUCAAGGAAUAGUUUUACACAGCUUCCCAUCAUAGUUUUGCCCUUAUUUUUAAGUUAAGAAAUAAUGAUUAAUUUAUGAAGAAAUUAUCCGGGACAAGAGUGGGAUUCCUUCCCUUGGUUUUUUUGUGUUUCGGGGGGGUUUGUUUCAGUUUUUUCUUUUUUUUUUCUUCCUUUUUCUUUUUUCUUGUUUUUUUUUCUUUUCUUUUUUUUUUUUUUUUUGCAAUCCUCUGAUCCCAUCUUUCUGCCCCACAAUGUGAGCAGCUACUCCUAAUAUUCUUCAUUUGGUGAGAUAACUUUCAACUCUAUGAAUAACUUAUAGGUGAUAGUGAUAAUUCCCGAUUGCCAGAAUGCCAUCUGAUAACCAAGAACAGAGACGGAAAGCGGGAUGGAGGAGUGCACAGGAGCGCUGCUGUGCCUCCCACUCAGCCUUAGGAAAGGCAAGGCUCCGCCACAUGGGGCGUGGCGUCUGUCAUUUCUUUUGGACACCAGUUCUGAGCUUUAGUUUGAGAGCUUAUUUCUGAAUGUGCUUUCCUCCCUCUUUCCUACCCUCAAGUUGAAUAAAUAUGGUUGUACUUUUCUUAUUAUAAAAUAAAUGUCUGUAACUGCUGUACACUGCUGUAAACUUGUUAGAGAAAAAAAUUAAUCUGCAUGUGGGCUCCUCAGUUACUGAGUUAUUGUAAUCCUCGUAAGUCUCAGUCCAUGUUGGGGGGAACAUUCUCAAGAGGUGAGCUACAGAAACACAAAGGCCUUCUUCUCUUUUCUUUUUUCCCUGCAAAUUCCUCCUUCCCAUGCUGUAUCUUUAACCUGUGCUCAUCGUUUUACCUAAGGAGCAAAGCCCGACUGGCUUGAGAGGAGAUUGUUGGUGUCUGUGGUUAAGAGACCACAGAUUAGGGUAGAGAAGCACAUUUCGUGGUUCAUAGGAAACUCUAACUCCGAGGCUAGCUUAUUGUGAGUGUGUCGCAUUGAGGGCACCUGUCACUUUCAGGCACAUAAGAUGUCUUAGCACCUCUCCUGUGGUGCGGGGUGCUCCUUUUGAGUGUUUUGCAAGGAGCUUUAGGUACGGGGGACCGGGCAGGGCCUUGUUCUAUUGAUGAGUUUCAUGCACAGUUUAAAGACAGCAGUUCACGUUGACAUCAAAUGGUAGGUGUUUGGGAACGGGAUUCCCAGUUGAGACUUCUUAAGUGUCUUCCUCCCCCUCCACCAUGAAAAUUCAGUAAACUUGAAAGAAAAGUCAUCUCCGAGUUUCUUCAUGUUAAUCCAGAGGGAAUAUGAACUGGUGAAUUUAAAGUAAGGGCUACAGUCUUUGACAGUCCCAAAGCAGUGCAAGUCCUUAGAAGUUAGUGGAGGAAAGUUUUCUUUCUACUCUCUUGAGGAAAUUUCUUAGGAAUCUAGAUGGGUAAAAGGUACCCUUGCCUUACUCCACUCUUAUUUUCUUAGCCCCUUUUGCUUUCAAAAUGUUUUAACUGAUUUCAUGUCAUAGUAGAAAAUCCCUUCUCCAUCCCCACCCUUUACCCUCCCAGGAAGUCAGUGCACUGAUGAUCUUUUUGGGCUUCCCCUCCAAAGGACCUUUUUCUGCACUGGAAGCCUCCACACCUAGCUCUUUGUUUUGUUACUGCUGUGUUUAGAUAAUUGGACAGAUCUCUGUGCCACACAGGAAUUUUUUUUUUUUUUAAGAAAAAUCUAUAGAUGAAAAAUUACUAAUGAAACUGUGUGCGUGUAUGUGCGUGCAACAUGACAGUACAGUAGCACCUAAGGAGCUUGACUCUUGGUUCCUGUAAAACUGCAAAUUGAUGUGGUAUCAAUAAAAAGAACAAAAUGA